This is a messenger RNA of Lynx canadensis (Canada lynx), 966 nucleotides long. RefSeq names its product glutathione S-transferase pi 1 (gene GSTP1). Gene Ontology annotation, cellular component: cytosol. Bases 62 to 694 code for a protein of 210 amino acids. Gene Ontology annotation, biological process: glutathione metabolic process. The transcript is spliced from 7 exons. Gene Ontology annotation, molecular function: glutathione transferase activity. The record is from RefSeq and is a predicted model, not a curated record. Lineage: Eukaryota; Metazoa; Chordata; Mammalia; Carnivora; Felidae.
GCCGGGCCUGAGCUCCGCCGCCGCCACCGCCGCCUGAGCCGCCGCUGUCCGCGCUGCAACCAUGCCGCCCUACACCAUUGUCUACUUCCCGGUCCGAGGGCGCUGCGAGGCCAUGCGCAUGCUGCUGGCCGACCAGGGCCAGAGCUGGAAGGAAGAGGUGGUGACCAAGGAGACCUGGCUGCAGGGCCCGCUCAAGGACUCCUGUCUGUACGGGCAGCUCCCCAAGUUCCAGGACGGAGACCUCACUCUGUACCAGUCCAACGCCAUCCUGCGACACCUGGGGCGCACCCUUGGGCUAUACGGGAAGGACCAGCGCGAGGCAGCCCUGGUGGACGUGGUGAAUGACGGGGUGGAGGACCUUCGCUGCAAAUACAUCACCCUUGUCUACACCAACUAUGAGGCAGGCAAGAAGGAAUAUGUGAAGGCACUGCCGGGGCACCUGAAGCCUUUCGAGACGCUGCUGUCCCAGAACCAGGGGGGCCAGGCCUUCAUCAUGGGCGACCAGAUCUCCUUCGUGGACUACAACCUGCUGGACCUGCUGCUGAUUCACCAGGUCCUGGCCCCCGGCUGCCUGGACUCCCUCCCCCUGCUCUCGGCCUAUGUGGCGCGCCUCAGCGCCCGGCCCAAGCUCAAGGCCUUCCUGGCCUCCCCUGAGCACAUGAACCGUCCCAUCAACGGCAACGGGAAGCAGUGAGAGUUUGCAGGACCCUCGGCGGGAGGUGGGGGCUGCCUGCCUCCCUUUCCUGGGGACCGAUAAAAUUUCCAAGCGAGAAGCAUUGCUGGGAGCAUUCAGUUUCCUGGGGAGGGGCUCUCACAGCCUCAACAGUCAGGUUUGAGGGAGGGAUGGGGCAGCCAGCUAGGUCGCUGGAGUCCUAAAACACAUGGGUGUAUCUUCUUAGGGCCUUCAACCCAGUCUGCUGAGCUCCAGGAACAGGAAUAAAGAGACCGAAAAAAUUAAAAAAAGCA